This is a messenger RNA of Aspergillus wentii DTO 134E9, 930 nucleotides long. Its product is annotated as TFIIIC subunit 6 family protein. The record is from RefSeq and is a predicted model, not a curated record. The transcript has 2 exons. The coding region runs from base 1 to 930 and encodes 309 amino acids. Lineage: Eukaryota; Fungi; Ascomycota; Eurotiomycetes; Eurotiales; Aspergillaceae.
AUGCAGCCACACUCCGAGCCAAUAUUGGCGCUGGACCCGGCCAUGCUGGCUGAUCCUGCUGCUGACUCGGACGAUUCCGAUUAUGAGUACGAAUAUCAUGAUACUGAGACGGAGUCUGUCUAUCUCAACCUGGACCUCACCUCUCUCAACGGCCCAAUUCGCCCUCCUCGACGACGCCCGGAAUCCUCUGCCCCCAUCUCUUCUGCCUCUUCCUUUGAUACUGCCACCACUACUGCCACCUCCAUCCUGCCAUCUCCGACCGAACAUGAUGACUCCGACCGCGCCAUCCCCGCAGCUGAGCGAGUGCAGAUUCUAGGCCUUCACACCCCCAACCCAAUCGUUUCCUAUCAAAACCAGAUUUUUAGCUGCUCUUGGGCCGACCAGAUCGGGACAGAACUCUUCUUUACCCACCCCGAGAAUAGUCACCAUGCACCCCUCACCGAUGACACAAAUCCCGAUGGCCCAACUUCAGCCUCCUCCUUUGCCAUCCCCGCCCUAAAACGCGGCAAAGACUUUGACCUGGUCGCCGCUAAUCGUGUCAAAAUUCUCGGUCGCAAGGCCAACCUCAUUUCCAGUUCGGGCCCCGUCCCCGAUCAGGACGGUAUUAAUCCUCAAGCUACAGAUUCUUCCACGACUAAUCCCCGUCGGGCGGGACCCCCGACCAACCAGUCUCGGUUUUUGGAACGGCUUAUGAAUGCCAAACGGGCCAAAGGGGAGACAGAUCCCGUCCGGACUGUGUACAGUUCGAAACGGAGCCAGAAUCUAGAGCUCGAGGAGCGGCUACGCGGAUGGGCUCGUACGGAAGAGCAAGUCGCAGAGAUCCAGCGCCUUGAUGAAGCGGUAAUGCACGGCGAUACUGAUGCGAUGGCGGCGUUGGAGAAUAUCUACGCAGAGUUGGGUGGGGAUGUCGCAGAAGAUCAUCAACGUUGA